This is a messenger RNA of Triticum urartu, 2056 nucleotides long. RefSeq names its product phospholipid/glycerol acyltransferase family protein (gene ATS1). Gene Ontology annotation, biological process: phosphatidylglycerol biosynthetic process. Lineage: Eukaryota; Viridiplantae; Streptophyta; Magnoliopsida; Poales; Poaceae. Gene Ontology annotation, molecular function: glycerol-3-phosphate O-acyltransferase activity. Gene Ontology annotation, cellular component: chloroplast stroma. The record is from RefSeq and is a predicted model, not a curated record.
AAUCCACUUGAAAAUCCUUCUUUUCCCUUGCGUUGAGAAGAAACCAAGAAGCGAAAAUCGGCACCGUUCCCGUCGCCGCCUCGUCGCCUCCGUCGCCCGUCUUCCUUUUCCGCCGAUUCGUGCCAAGGCGAGUCCGCGCCCACCACCACCACCACUCUCCUUCCCACUGGCUAGGGUUUUCGGUUUCUAGAACCUCACGCCCGCCCGCCCGCCCGCUCCAUGCAAGCCCCGCCGCUCGCCGCGCUCGCCGGAGGCGCCUGGGCCUCCCAUCGACCUGCCAUAUUAGCGGCGCCGGCGAGCCUCCGCCGUCCCAGGCGCGGCGCGCUCCGGCUGCCCGCGUGGAGGGCGGCCGGAGGCGGCCGGGCCCCGCGGCUACCGGCCAAGGGCGCCGUGCUCGCCUCCGACACGGGGGCGGACGAGGAGGUCGCGGGGCCAUCGCCCCUUCUCGACGUGCGCAGCGAGCAAGAGUUCGUUCUACGCGUCAGGAAGGAAGUGGAGAGAGGGAAGUUGCGUCCGGAUGUUGCCGACAACUUUGAAAACCUGUACUACAAUUACAAGAAUGCGGUCCUACAAAAUGGGGAUCCAAAUGCAUAUCAGAUCAUGCUUUCCAACAUGAUGGAUUUAUUUGACCGCGUUCUGCUGGAUGAAGAGAAUCCAUUUACGUUUCAGCCUUAUCACAAGGCCAUCAGAGAACCGUUUGACUAUUACACUUUCGGUCAGAACUACAUUAGGCCACUGGUAGAUUUUAGGAACUCUUAUGUCGGUAACAUUUCUGUAUUCAGUGAUAUGGAGAAGCAGCUUCGGCAGGGUCAUAAUGUUGUUCUGAUGUCUAAUCAUCAGACAGAAGCGGAUCCAGCAGUUAUUGCCUUGUCACUUGAAAGAAGCAAUCCGUGGAUUAGCGAGAACAUAGUUUAUGUUGCUGGGGAUAGGGUUCUUACAGAUCCUCUUUGCAAGCCAUUUAGCAUGGGAAGAAACCUCCUCUGUGUGUACUCAAAAAAGCAUAUGAAUGAUUUUCCUGAGCUAAUUGAAAUGAAGAGGAGGGCAAACACUCGAAGUCUCAAGGAAAUGGCUUUGCUUUUACGUGGGGGUUCACAUAUAAUUUGGAUAGCUCCGAGUGGCGGUAGAGACCGUCCUGACCCUUUGACUGGAGAAUGGCACCCGGCGCCGUUUGAUGCAUCUGCAGUGGAUAAUAUGAGGAGGCUUCUGGAGCAUUCUGGCGUUCCUGGGCACAUAUAUCCAUUAUCAUUGCUAUGCUAUGAGAUUAUGCCUCCACCACAACAGAUUGAGAAAGAGAUUGGUGAGCAAAGGGUGAUAUCCUUCCAUGGUGUAGGCUUGUCAGUAGCUGAAGAAAUAAAGUAUGGGGAUGUUACUGCUCAAUCUCGGAAUGCUGAUGAGGCAAGGGGGACAUUCUCAGAGGCUCUGUACAAUUCAGUUGUUGAUCAAUAUAAUGUCCUCAAGUCUGCUAUCUUUAGAGACCGUGGAGCAGUUUCGUCAAACCCUGCCAUUUCACUCUCGCAACCGUGGCGAUGAAACUAAGCUUUCUCAGGCCUGGAUUUCUCAUUUCUUUUCGACAGAGCAGAUGAACUGCUAUAGUGCAACGUUGUGGGUUUUUGCUGGGAAGGCCUUAAACUUUGAUGUCGUCACAGUUAGGAAUGGGCUGCGACGGCGGCCUUGCAGACCCUGUAAGUUGUUGAAGUCGCGUGAAGGAAAAACCGUGUGAUAUGCUGCUACACCGUGUUCAUUUAGUGACAAGAAGUGCGGCUGUUGUCAGUCUAAUCCUAAAUUGCACGGCGGAACCAGCAGCAGAUGAUGCAUGUGUUCAUCUUUUGUGAAGAGCUACUGCUGUAUCAGAUGGCUAUCAUCUGGGCCAGAUUGGUCCAGCAAAUACAGAUUGGUCCCUGGAUCCUGGCAGGCAGUUGGCUCGAUUUUCUUUUUGUGCUAAAAGUUAACUCGUCUUAUUUUUUGAUUAGUUUUGUGUACAUAUUAAUUCUUUUGCUCCGAAAUUUGGAGACACAACAUGAUAUAUACAUACAGAGCCCAAUAUGUGUCGCCUUCC